AUGGACGGUGCCGAGGGCCCUCCUCUCUGCUUUCCCAACCUAAAUUCCUCCUGCACGAGGCCGCUGCCUCGACCCCACUCUGAGACUGCGGUUCUCCACACCCUGCUGGCCUUCAUCUCUCUGCUCACAGUGACGCUCAACCUGCUCGUCAUCAUCUCCAUCUCCCACUUCCGGCAGCUUCACACCCCGACCAACGCCCUGCUUCUCUCCCUGGCUGUGUCCGACCUGCUGGUGGGGCUGCUGGUGAUGCCCAUCGAGGGCUUGCGCUACAUGGAGACAUGCUGGCUGCUGGGGAGGCUCAUGUGUGCUCUGACUCCUUUGAUUUCUUACUGUCUGCUCUCUGCCUCCGUAGGCAACAUGGUGCUCAUAUCCAUAGACCGAUAUCUGGCUAUCUGUGACCCACUGCUCUAUUCAUCCAAGAUCACACUGAACAGAGUUAAAAUUUCAAUCUGUGUAUGCUGGGCUUGUUCAAUUAUCUACAACGGGUGCAUUCUGGUGGGACACUUAGGGCAGCCGGACAGAUUCAGCUCCUGUCAUGGGGAGUGUGUGGUGGUCAUCAGCCACAUCUCAGGAACUGUUGAUCUCUUUAUGACCUUUGUCGGGCCUUGUACUGUCAUGGUUGUUCUCUAUAUGAGAGUGUUUAUGGUUGCUUUGUCUCAGGUGCGUGUCAUUCGACUGCAGACUGCUGCCUCCACUGUGCGAGCAGCUCCGGUUGCUAAAAAAUCAGAGAGGAAGGCAGCCAGGACUCUUGGGAUUGUGAUAGCUGUGUUUCUGAUGUGUUUCUGUCCAUAUUAUUAUCCCGCUUUCAUAGGUGCGGACACCUCAAACAGCUUGUCAUACUUUGCGGUCUUGUCUUGGAUCAUGCUGACCAACUCUUGUGUGAACCCUCUGAUCUAUGCUCUCUUCUACCCCUGGUUUAGGAAAGCUAUCAAACUCAUCGUCACCCUCAGAAUACUGCACAGUCACUCUCGGGAAGUCAAGAUGUUGUAG
Messenger RNA from Acanthopagrus latus (yellowfin seabream), 990 nucleotides. Its product is annotated as trace amine-associated receptor 13c-like. The coding region runs from base 1 to 990 and encodes 329 amino acids. Gene Ontology annotation, biological process: G protein-coupled receptor signaling pathway. Lineage: Eukaryota; Metazoa; Chordata; Actinopteri; Spariformes; Sparidae. Gene Ontology annotation, cellular component: membrane. The record is from RefSeq and is a predicted model, not a curated record. Gene Ontology annotation, molecular function: trace-amine receptor activity. The transcript has a single exon.